This is a messenger RNA of Fusarium verticillioides 7600, 997 nucleotides long. RefSeq lists its product as hypothetical. The transcript has a single exon. Gene Ontology annotation, biological process: regulation of translational fidelity. The record is from RefSeq and is a predicted model, not a curated record. Lineage: Eukaryota; Fungi; Ascomycota; Sordariomycetes; Hypocreales; Nectriaceae. Gene Ontology annotation, cellular component: cytoplasm. Bases 133 to 897 code for a protein of 254 amino acids. Gene Ontology annotation, molecular function: double-stranded RNA binding; tRNA binding; nucleotidyltransferase activity.
ACUCAAAACUGGAGUCAAGAAUUUCAAAGAAACACCUACAUCCUUCCCCGCCACUUAAAGUCCAUCACCAUAUAAGCAAGCUCACGGCCACUGGUUUUAAUUUUUCUUUAUACUGUUCGCUAUAUCGACAAAAUGACUAGCAACCUCUCAUCUCGAAUUACACCACGGCCUGGCGAGCUUCCAGACGCAAAGCGGGACGCUCUAAGGGCCUUCGAAGUUUUGAAAGAGGGCGGCGUCAUAAUCGCCCCAACGGAUGUCGGAUACGGUAUGAUGGCCGCAAGCGCCGAGGCGAUCGAACGUAUCUUCAUCGCCAAGAAGCGAAAAGCAGGGCAUUCCAUGGGCAUCAUUGGAACAUACGACCUUCUCAAGCGACUAUACGAUCUUCCAGAUGAGAAAUACACCAUCGUCCGAACGUUCACAGAAGAACUAGGAUUGACGGUUGCUUUCGUUGGAAAGAUGAAAGAGUCAGCGCAUGAGCUCAUCCCGAAUGUUGAGCGGGUUGUCAAGAACGGUACUUUAGGUUUCGCAAUCGGCGAAGGUCCUUUCUCACGGGAACUUGCGCGGCUAAACGAUGAGAAUGGUUUGGUUAUGGUAGGCAGCAGUGCCAACCUCACGGAUCAAGGACAGAAGUUUCGAGUUGAAGACAUUGAGUCUGAGAUUAUUGAAGCAGCUGAUUUGGUUGUCAACUACGGUCGGCAGAAGUGGCAUUUGUAUGGGAGGGCUGGGACUAUCUUGGACUUGAAUAAUGAACGUGUCUUGAGGAUUGGGGCAAACUAUGAGAAUAUAAGGGAGAAGUUGAUUGAUUUGUUCGGAUGGAGUGCUCCAGAAGAUCCGGACUACGAUAUGACCGGGAAGAAGACGAUUGGCUUCUCAAUCAAGGGAGAUUCAGGCAGUUAAGACGUGAGCACAGAAUAGUCGAGGAAAAUGCGAGGUGGUUGCAAACUCAUAAGUCUUAUAUAUGUAACUGUAAAUGGAUGGUAUAUGUCCAGACUCCGUA